AUUCAUUCUCAUUUCGUUUGUCGUGGCGAGUGGACGUCGUCUGCUCUUUGUCGCCUGCCGUUGUUACCGUUUGCCGUCGUGUGUGUUGGCAUUGUCCAAGCUCGUAAUUUAGUUAACUGUGGUAACACGGACCGCGAGUUCUUAACGUUUAUCGCAUGUACGUAACGUGUCUCGCCUCGUCUCUUUCACUGCAUGUGUGUGUCUAUGUGUGUGUGUGUGCCAGUUAGACAAUAAAAUAUUGAUGCCAAACACCGCACGAUAAACUCAAGGACGACCGCAAUUGAGAUACAGUCUUAAAGUCAAGUGUUCUAACUACUCGUUCGCGUUAGCUCUCGCUAAUUGGCGUCGAGUGUGUGUUUUUCUAAAUAGUGCGCAAAUUAUAAAAUUAAAAUCACGUUAAAGCAACUGCGAAUUUUUUAUAAAUUUUUUUUUCUGUGUGCCGUAAACAAUAAGAAUAAAAACGAAAACUGAUUUAAACAAAACGGAAAAAAAGAAUAUACAAUUGAAUUCUUGUGCGAAAAGUGAACGACAAGAAAAGUCAACAACAACAAAAACACCAACAACAGCAGAGCCAAAACAAACAACCAGAAGAGGAAAAUGGGCCAACUGCAAAGGCAGCGAGUGGCUCAACUCGCCACACUCUAUGUGGUGCUCUGUAGCUGCUUGACUAUAGAGUUAAGCAGCGCUCAGCAGCAGCCCAAGCUGGAGAUCUAUCCUACACAGGAAGUGCAAAGGAAGCCCGUGGGCAAGCCCCUCAUAUUGACCUGUCGCCCAACUGUGCCAGAUCAGACACUGGUCACCGAUCUGCAAUGGAAGGACAAUAUGAACAAUACGAUUUUGCCCAAGCCGAGCAAUUAUGAUCCACUAUAUGAUUCCAAGGGAAAUAAAAAGAAUGUAACGGGACGCAACCAUCCACCGAUGUACACGGAGACGCUGCCCGGCGAAAGUUUGGGCCUGAUGAUUAGCUCGCUCUCCAGCGAAAUGGGCGGCCAAUAUUUUUGUACGGCUUCAUAUGCAAAUACCGAAAUACUCCAGACAAGCGUUACAAUUAAAACUUAUGUGGCUAUUACCUGGACAAAUGCGCCGGAGAAUCAAUUUCCUAUACUGGGCGAUGAUUACGUGGUGAAGUGCGAGGUGAAAGCCGAUCCCAAUCCAACCAUUGACUGGCUGCGCAAUGGCGAUCCGAUACGCACAGAUUCGAAGCACGUGGUGCAGACACAUGGCUUGCUCAUACGCGACGUGGCCGAAACAGAUGACGGUAUCUACACCUGUCGUGCGGCAGUCAUCGAAACGGGUGAACUUCUGGAGCGUACCAUUCGAGUGGAAGUCUAUAUCGGUCCAGUAAUAACACAUCUGCCCGCCAUACUGGAGGCUGUUGAGGGCAAACCGUUUGCCGCCAAUUGCACGGCAACUGGUAAACCGGUGCCGGAGAUAAGCUGGAUCAAGGACUCUGUGCAGCUAAAUGUGGCCAAUGCGGAUCGCUUUAAGGUGGAUGCCCAAACGGGUCUGUUGACCAUCAGCUCGGUUACCCAGGAGGAUUACGAUACCUAUACGUGCAUUGCCAAGAACGCUGCCGGCGUUGUGGAUAAGAAGACCAAGCUAACUGUGCUCGUUCGUCCCUCUGUCUAUGAGCUGUACAAUGUGACGGGUGUCACUGGCAAGGAAAUUGCCAUCACCUGCCGCUCUAAGGGACGUCCCGCACCGGCCAUCACUUUCCGUCGUUGGGGCACCGAACAGCAGUACACGCCUGGCGUCCAAAUGGACGAUGAACGCAUCACUCUCGAACAAUAUUUUGAUGAGGAACGCGGCGAGAGCACCGGCACCUUGCGAAUUGCACGAUCCCAGCGCACAGACGACGGCUUGUAUCAGUGCAUUGCCAAGAACAAGGGUGACACCGCCUACAAGACUGGACACAUUGCCGUUGAAUUCCCGCCAGAUUUUACGCACAUGAAGGAAUUGCCGCCGGUAUUCAGCUGGGAGCAGCGCAUGGCAAAUCUUAGCUGCUUGGCUAUGGGCAUACCGAAUGCGACCAUCGAAUGGCGCUGGAAUGGACGCAACAUUAAGGAUCUGUAUGACACGAAUCUCAAGAUCGAAGGCACCGGACCACGCAGCGAUCUCAUUGUUCAUCCAGUGACCCGGCAAUAUUAUUCCGCCUACAAGUGCAUUGCCACCAAUAUCCAUGGCUCUGCCGAGCACGAUAUGCAGCUGAAGGAGGCGCGCGUACCGGACUUUGUAACGGCAGCUGUGCCCCGCCAGCUGACGGCGACCACCAUCACCUUCGAUAUACGCGGCCCGGCCACAGAGCUCGGCCUGCCCAUACUGGCGUUCAGUGUACAAUACAAGGAGGCACUCAAUCCGGACUGGUCGACGGCUCUGAAUCGUAGCUGGUCACCCGACUCGCCGUACAUUGUUGAGGGACUGCGUCCACAGACCAUGUACAGUUUCCGUUUUGCGGCACGCAAUCAAGUUGGUCUUGGCAAUUGGGGUGUGAAUCAACAGCAAUCGACGCCGCGUCGUUCCGCGCCCGAGGAGCCCAAGCCAUUGCACAGCCCCGUACAGAACGAUAAGGAGGAACCGGUCGUCGUCUCACCCUAUUCGGAUCACUUUGAGCUUCGCUGGGGCGUGCCCGCUGACAAUGGUGAGCCCAUCGAUCGCUACCAGAUCAAGUACUGUCCGGGCGUUAAGAUGGCCGGCACCUGGCACGAGCUGGAGAAUCGCUGCAAUACGGUCGAGGUUGUGGAGACCACAUCUUAUCAGAUGUCCGAUCUGAGCGGCAAUACGUAUUAUCGCAUCGAGCUUAAGGCACACAAUGCCAUCGGCUAUUCAUCGCCGGCAUCUAUCAUUAUGAAAACGACCAGAGACAAACCGUAUCCGUAUUCAUCAAGCAGCGCCACGAAUCGACUGCUUGCCAACAAUGCACAAAUGCUCGCGAUGCCGCUGCUGUUGCUGAUGCUUUUGAUGUCGACACGCACUGCUUAAGCGCUUGUAACAAGCAGUACACCAAGCAGUGCACGGAACAACCGGAGGAUGAUGCUUCAAGCCUACCGCUGCAAAAUUUUCGUUUCGUUUUGUUUUAUUUUAUGUUAUUUUAUUUUUGUUCAUCAAUCUGUCGACAAUUUGUAUAUAAUAAUAAGGAAAAUACCAAAAAUACCAAAUAUGAAAUACACAAACACAACAUACACAUAUAUAGCAUGUUGAGCUAUAAACGUGAAUGUAUUUCGUACCAACAUGAAUACCACAUAUGAUAAUUACUUAUCACUAGGGUGUUAAAAAUAUCUGCGCUAUACACUAUAUGAUUCCAUUCAAUGUACAAAACACAAACUGCUAAAUGCCAAAAAAGAAAAAGAAAAAAAAUACGAACGUUUAAUCAUAUACCAUAUAUACGAGUACUUAGGCACAGACAAACGCGUUUUUAAACUUAAGUAUCAACAACUUGUUAAGUCAUACGAAGGUUUAUUUAGAGUUUUAAUACGUAUUGCAGACAUAUGUAUGCACCAUUUCAUUCGUCACAUAUGUAUGUAUUAAAGGUCAGUUCUCUUCCAUUUGCCUUACCUACGUAACUACCUUAUAAAAGCUGCUCAGUUUUCCGUUGUUUAAUAUUUAAAAUUUGAUAGCAAUACGUCAUGUGGAUAAAGCACUGCCAAGCCAAAGCAAUUAAUGUUUUUCGUACGCGAAACCACAUUUUAUUAGAGAGUAUUAUAAUAAUAUCACAAAGCCCAAACUACUUAGAUCGUUAGUAGAUGUGGCAAAUCAUAUAAGGGGCAGCCAAGUGCAUUCACUUUUGAUUCAAUUCUUCAGUUACAGCUAGAUCAUAGCUUUUCCAGCGAGAAUAACAGUUUCUGCUGUGAUCUUGACAAAACUGUCGAUUCGAUUCGAAACUGAAAUUGCAAAUAAGCCUCGGAAGUUUUAUACAAAACGUUUCUGCUAGAUAAAACUAUACAACUGGCAAUUCUUUUAAAUAGCCAACGAUAAGUAUCCUAUGCUUCCUUCGUUCUGGUAGAAAAAAAAUACCACCGUUAUAAAGCCAUUCAAUCCCAAGUUGUCCGUUUCAAGUUUUGGGUUUUUCUAGUAUGUGACUUAAGAGCUGUUUGUUUUUUUUUUAUUGAACGUAUACGUUAAGGGGACAAUAAGUAACUACAAGUAAAAUAAAAAGAAAAGAAAAAAAAAAACCAAAAAAAAAAAAAAAA
Messenger RNA from Drosophila virilis, 4187 nucleotides. It is a transcript of the gene Fas2, whose product is annotated as fasciclin 2. The record is from RefSeq and is a predicted model, not a curated record. Gene Ontology annotation, cellular component: plasma membrane. NCBI's taxonomy places the organism in Eukaryota, Metazoa, Arthropoda, Insecta, Diptera, Drosophilidae. Gene Ontology annotation, molecular function: protein binding. Gene Ontology annotation, biological process: cell-cell adhesion.